Vitis vinifera (wine grape) is the source of this 1589-nucleotide messenger RNA. RefSeq lists its product as uncharacterized. Gene Ontology annotation, biological process: double-strand break repair. The transcript has 13 exons. The record is from RefSeq and is a predicted model, not a curated record. The coding region runs from base 226 to 1353 and encodes 375 amino acids. Gene Ontology annotation, cellular component: BRISC complex; BRCA1-A complex. Lineage: Eukaryota; Viridiplantae; Streptophyta; Magnoliopsida; Vitales; Vitaceae.
UUGUAUGGGUUUUAACGGUUUUGGUGUUCACUUACACCCCUAAUUUUGAAGCUUUUCAAGGAAACCAACAUUGAAACGGCGUCGUUAAAGGACUUCAUUUUGACCACACCAUAUCAAGGCACGGAGGACAUCCAUUUUGCUUUACCUGCAUAGAUCGCCGGCGAUCAACCCAGAACUCCGGUCAGCGGUCCGUUGUGAAUUGUCGCAGCACUAUCAACGGAGAUCAUGACUACCGAUGCUUUUCCUCCGGUCAUAGCUGCGCAGAUCAAUUAUUUGCUUUCUCAUUCUCCUCUUUCCAUUAAGAUUGAUCAGAUGUGGGCUGGUUGCAAGUACUCUGGUUUGCUGGAUCGCUUCUCUUUGCUCAUUCCCUUCUGUUUAGAUUUCAUCAAAUGGGAUGUCAUAUAUAAUGCGCAGUGUCCAUUGGCUGCUCCAGAUGUCAUAUUUGGACCUGAAGAUGAAAAUUUUCAUCCAUUUUGUGUGACUGGUGAUGAAGGGGAUUUUAAGUUGUCAAAGAACAGUUUGUCUGAUUGGAAUAGCAAGGACCCUUCAGGGUUACUGACUCUUAUUCAUGAACUGAGGGAUCUAUACUUGUCCUACCAGAAGAAGCGCAUUGGAGAAGUUGAUGAUGAUAGACUGAAAUUUGAAAUUAGCACAAUUGUAUCAAGGGAGGGAAUCGAAAUGUACAUGAGUUCGGGUGUUGAAAAGCCAGAGGAAGUAAAAUUUUCAGUGCCUCUUUUGGACAUGGAUAUAAAUAAAAUGGUAUUUGGUUGCAACUGGAGACAUCAGCAGAAGAUAUACUUACAGGUUAUAUUUCCUGUUGGAAGAAAAUAUGUGUCUGCCCCUUCAGCUCCACGUUUAAAAUUAGUAUCUUCUCCUGAAUUGAAGGUUCUCUUUCCUAUUGAAGAUGUCAAGCUUCCUCCAUGGUUGGAUGGGAUGUGCAUGGCUGAAUAUCUUCCCAAUUUAGAAGAAACACUUGAGAGACAGAUCUUGGAUGCAGUUUCAUUAAUUGAUGUUAGAAGACACUUUAUUGAGGCAUUGGCACCCGUAUUUGGAAGGCCAUUAGAAGCUGAUCCGGUGUUUUGCAGAAAAGUUACAUUUCUUGCUGCAUCUGGGGUGUUUACAUGUCUGGUGCAUUUUUUCCUUCCAACGCAGUUCCCAAAGCAACAGCCAGUUUUGAUGCUUCAAAGUUCUCAGCAUUUCAAUUCCCAAGGUGCACCAAUCAAAUCACAUCUUUUGACAGAGUAUCCGUGGAGUCCUAGAUGGGAAUCAUCACAAAUGGCUGAGCGAAUCUUAGAGUUUCUGGUGGAUGAAUGUUUGAACUUCAAAAAGUUCUGCAAUGAGGCUCAACUUUAGCAGCACUACUGCAGUGGCUUCACUUGUAAUGUUUCUUCUGCCAUCCUAUAUAGUAUAGCAAUCGUGUAAAGUUGGCUUCAAUUUAUACUUUUUGUUGUUGUUCUUUCAUAUGACUGAACUUUUUUUUUUUUUUUUUUUAUAUGACUGGAUUAAAAUGAUUUCCCCUUGUGAGAGCUUUUCAGUUCCAACGUUUGGUUGAGGGAAAUGAAAAAAAGACUGAAAUUAUAUGCUCCUAA